Molecule: messenger RNA, 4727 nt
Organism: Porites lobata
Lineage: Eukaryota; Metazoa; Cnidaria; Anthozoa; Scleractinia; Poritidae
Source: the annotation of a GenBank genome assembly
AUGGUUACUCCACAGAAGUCACGUGUGAAAACUGGUGAGACCGUGCAAUUCACUUGCAUCGCUAGCGGCUCCCCGUCACCAGACCUAACAUGGCGGAAAGUUAACGGAUCGCUUCCAGUCAGCAGUACAGUGCAAAGAGGAGUUCUAAAGAUUGCCAAUGUGACUCAAAAGGAUGCUGGGAGUUACAAUUGUGAAGCCAAAAAUGUUGAAGGAUCGGCUAAUAGAAGUGGAAUUUUAGAAAUUAAAGGUAAGGUAUCAGAGGGUCGGCUCUUUGGAAGUAAUUUUACUUUAACCUCCCUCCUUGUUUCAUGUCUUGAUUUUGACGAAUUUUGGAGCAAAAAUUUUACAGUGCCUUUCCUCCCAUACAUUUUUCCUGAUGCAAUUCCAGCGCGAAAAGCUACGAAUGUUCUUGCGGUCAUGAUGAGGGUUAGUUUGGGGAGUUUCUGCUAAGCACACUUCGCGUCAAUGACAAGAAGGAACCUUUGUUAUGAUAUUUACUCUAACCAUAACUUAGUAAUGGUCACCAACCAUUUGUAUCUCUACCUUUUCUAUAUCUCUUCUUAGUGACCGUUCCACGAUUUACACAGGAACCUCUGUCCUACCUCAGUGUACAGACAUUAACAGACGAGCCACUUAAUUUCACGGUUGAAAUUGUGUUCAUACCGGAGAUGGCGGAUGGGCUGAUUCUGUACAACGAUCAGCUAACAAAUGGCUCUGUUGGAGACUUCAUUUCAUUUGGAAUGUCAGACAGAUUUGCUGAAUUUAGGUAAUGAGGUUGUAUUCACAAACAGGGACGAAGAGCAUUCUUCUUGAUCCCCGCCAGUAGUCCUGUGAGGCUUAGCUCUAGCAGGAGUCUGCCCUCGCAAGCUAUUUUUUCCAUAAAGCCUUUGGUUACUCACAAAUCUUUUUUCGAGGUCAUUUGAAAACUAAUGCAAAAAUAGGACCUGAACUUAUUUUGUUACUGUAAAACCCUGAAACAGCAAGGUAACCAAACUAUCGUAUUACUAACCAAGUCUAUCAUAUUCCAUCUUGGCUGCAGUCAUAUUGCACACAUUUAGCCAAGCCUUAAAACGAAGCUUCCAUUUAAUACAACACUUUAAGUUCCGGUUUGGAACUUAAACUUCAUGCACUCUGACUGUUCCAUUGACUUAUUCCAAGAACUGCAUCACGUCAUAUGUAACAACAUACUUAGCACGAACACACCAUUAUAAGAUGAGGUAGUUUACUUGUAGAUUGUGUUGGUUGGACUUAUAAUCCUAUGGUCAAUUAUUACAAGUGUAAUAUAAACGUGUAGCCAUUUUCCGUGAGCACAGAUUGAAGAAAAAAGACUCCGCUUCAGCGCAAGCUUCCCACAUAUACUCUGGGCUCCGUUGUCCCAGUCUAACAAAGUAUACUCGAAUAUCUCCUCCCUGGUAAAGCUGAGCCGGCACAUUAGAGAGUAUAUUACGAUGUUUUUUUUUUUUUAAAUGGGCUAUAUCCACGUUGUAGUGGCUGUGCAUGUCGUCUUGAUUUUAACCUAACUGUGAUGCACAUGUUAUAAUCCAGUUUUAUUCUUGAUUGAUAUUUUUUUCUUUUUUGGGGGGGUAUGGUAACGUAAGAAAAGAGUCUGAAACAAACUAAAUUAAAUAUAAACCAUGGUCAAAAUUGAGGAGAACUUAUCCGUAUUUAGAUUCAACCUUGGUUUUGAGCCUGCAAUCAUUCGAAGCCAACAACCAUUGAGACUGUAUGAGUGGCACAGAAUCGUCUUAUCACGUAACAGGAAGGAAGGCAAUCUCACCGUAGAUGGGGAGCCACCUGUAACAGGAAUUUCUAAGGGGAGUAGUACAGGUCUGAAUUUGAAUCAGGAUUUGCACGUGGGAGGAGUCCUUGACUUCUCAUCAAUAAGCUCUUUGGCGGGAUUCAAGUCAGGAUUUAUUGGCUGUUUAAGCUACUUGGCUAUCGACGGAAAAGUUGUAAAUUUUGGUAAGAAUAUAAUUGUUUCUUUUACAUUCCAUUACAAAAAUGGUUGGUAUCUAAAAUAGGGACCUGAAAAACAGAAAAAAAAGGUACAUGUAUUGUCUCCUUUGAUUAUUUUGAGAAAUUUUCGUAGGGACAAAACGAAUGGUAGUUGGAUAAAGGUUUUCAAAAUUCAAAUUUCUGGAAACUAGUUUUCGAGGAGAUUUGACAGAGGCACCCAACGGGGAAUUUGAAAAAAAGACGUUAAAAACAACAACAAAGCAUAAUUAAAGCUUUCUGAAGCCAUUCUAAGCAUUUUGGGAGAUCGCUUGGAAAAAAUUAUCUGUUCCUCACUCCCAGUAAGACUGAUGGAAGAGUUCCCAGCCAGCAAAGUGCACCUAAAACCUGCAACCUGACGUCCAUAGGCAGUUUGGGAGUGGCCUAUGGGAGACAUUCACCCAUUCAAUGAGGAAGGAGAGAUAAACAAAUAGAAUAUACAAGCUAUUGUAUACACCAAAUCCCCUCUGACACCCUGAAUUGUGUAUUGCCCAGCAACACUUUCCUUCCAAGCACAUAUUAAUUUUUCCAAAUUUCCGAGCCAGCAAAACUUGGCCUGAGGAACAGAUAUUUUAGGGAACAGAUCCAUUGGGUGCCCCUGAUUUGAAUUUUGUUCAGGAGUCGAAGAAACGAACAGAGUGUCCGAGGGGAGAGUAAGGGUGCUUUCUUGACAAGGGGAAAACAAUUCAUACAAAUUCUUCAAUUCGGUUUUACCAGCUGAGUUGAUGAACACAUCUUGAAAGUCUGCUUUUGAUUUCUGUUCUGGAGGUAAAUUGUCUUUAGCAACUGAUUGGACCAAAACCACUAUUUCUUUGUGUUACCGACGCAACAGUAAAGUUCUGGAAACUAACCCUUUUAUUUGAACUCUUUGAACUGUCUAUACGCUAAUUUUUUUAUGCAUAACCAUUACAAACGCGUUCCAAAAGUGGAAAUGAUUCACCAUGGUCUAAUUGACAUUAGUAGAUUGAGUCAUGUCUAUAGAACAUGAGCAUGUUUCUUUCUGUUUCUUCGACUUCUAAAGGAGCCAGCUGUUAUUGAAAGUGUAUGCGCUUGUCAAGGGCAGUAUUGACGAACUUGAAUGAGAAUAGGGCCUGUUUCACGAGGAAGCUAUUUUUGUAGCCUUUCGGUGUAGCUUAAUUACCUAAUUUUAUGAUUAGAUUUUAUCUUCUUCCUUCUCUUGCCAAAACACAAUACUUAAAUGGAUUUUGUCACAAGGAUAUUAUUGUUUUAUGUCAACUCUGUGCUGAUGUCAUUACUGAAGGUCUUUACCCAUACACAAAAUGCUUCUGUAAAAUAAUGAAGAAGAGUUCAAAGAAAUUUCAUCAGGGAACACUAACCAUGAUGAUUUGUUACAUGAUUUGAAAAAAAAAAUGGAAAACUAUUUUUGGAAUUCAAUUGAUACGAAGACACUUUAUAGCUUUUUAAAAAUAGAAAAUAGCGUGACAUAACCCUUUGAAUACCUCUUUAAACAAAUUUCAGGUGAUCCUAUUAAAAGCGUGGGUUUGGAUGAUUGUGAAGUCUGUCAAACAAGGCCUUGCAAGAACGGCGGCACGUGCACAGAGGUCGCUGGAGACUGGGGAUUUAUUUGUACUUGCAGGCCUGGUUACUCGGGAAGGACCUGUGAUGACGCUGGUAACAAGUGUUCACCUGGCGUUUGCAAUGAGGGGCGUUGUGAAAAUAUCGGCAAUGAUGGUUUUAGAUGCAUCUGUCCUGCUGGUUACUCUGGGGAGAGGUGUGAGGAAGGUUUGUUGUUGACCAAAGGCCCCUGAGUCCUUUACGAUCUGAUGUCAAAACAUGAGCUUUGGUAUAAUUCCAUUUUUUUUCCUGUUUGAAUAGGAUGCAUUAAAUACUUUUUAACUGGUUUGCAUCAGUUGGUAUGGGCGAAAGACCUUAAUAUAUUGUUUGAUUCACUGGACAAAAUAAAAUGGAUUUUCACCCCCCCACCCCCCCCCCUGUUUUUUGGCCCCAUAUUUACUCCUCCAGUUUUCACAAAUUUGCUAUGUAUUUGCAAGGAUCAUGUUGGUGCAAAUUCAUUUUUUUGCCCAGUGAUUUAUAUGUUAAAAGUGCCGGAUCGAGGGAGGAGGGAGCUCGGGAUGAUAGCUUGCCAGGGCCUCAUUUUAAGGUCAUUUUCGAUGGUGCCCCCUCCCUCUUUGAAGGGUUUGAAUAAGCAGCGCCCCCAAUUACUUGAAGGUCUGGUUAUAUAGUCGCUGCUACUUGAAAUACCAGACCGAAGAAUGUCGCUAUAAAACGCCUCUGUCACUUGAACAGCCCCAGGGUGAGGUGUAUGGUAGAAAUCAAGUGAAGGGUACUUCGUUAAAGAAACGUCUCUUAGACUUCUGGUGGUGUUUUUGGUUUUUUAUGUCAUUUGGUGUACUAAAAAGGAAACUUAUUACGGUAUUCAUCCUGUAGGAAGGCCAAUAGACACUCCUAUGUUCGAGGGCGACUCAUACAUGUCAUUACCAGGAAUCGAAGGCGCAGUUCUGCAGCUAAGGUUCUCCAUCAGAUUCCUCGCACUUAAAUCAGGCAAUAUGCUUCUACUGUACAAUGGUCAGACGAUAUUCCCUGGUCGCGGUGACUUCAUUUCCCUUGCCAUUAACGGAGGGCGAGUUGAGUUCAGGUUCAAUAUGGGAAGUGGUACUGGUAUUUUUACGCAGCGCAAGAAACAUUUCCGUAGGAUUCUGGCACACUGUAAUAAUAGAAAGACAACUGAGAGACAGCUUGCUGGUUCUGGAUGA